Messenger RNA from Arabis nemorensis, 1059 nucleotides. NCBI's taxonomy places the organism in Eukaryota, Viridiplantae, Streptophyta, Magnoliopsida, Brassicales, Brassicaceae. The record is from the annotation of a GenBank genome assembly.
AUGGAAGCUUCUGCAACAACACCUAAGCUCCUUGUUUCCGACCUCGCAUCCACCGUUGAUCACGUCCCUUCAAACUAUGUCCGACCAAUCUCUGACCGUCCAAACUUCUCCGACGUUGUAACUUCCGGCGAUUCUAUCCCUCUAAUCGAUCUCGGAGAGCUCCAUGGACCCAAUCGAGCCGACAUUAUCAAUCAGUUUGCUCAUGCAUGCUCUUCUUAUGGCUUCUUCCAGAUCAAGAACCAUGGAGUACCAGAGAAAACGAUCGAAAGAAUGAUGAAUGUGGCAAGAGAGUUUUUCCGUCAGCCAGAAAGCGAAAGAGUGAAGCAUUACUCUGCGGAUACAAAGAAGACAACGAGGCUGUCCACAAGUUUCAAUGUCGGAACAGAGAAAGUCUCUAACUGGAGAGACUUCCUUCGACUCCAUUGUUUACCUAUCGAAGAUUUCAUCAACGAAUGGCCCUCAAGUCCUGUCUCUUUCAGAGAAGUCACAGCUGAAUACGCCAAGAGCGUUAGAGCCUUGGUCCUGAUACUUCUUGAGGCAAUCUCAGAGAGCUUAGGCCUUGCGAAAGACCGUGUAAGCAAUACAUUGGGAAAGCAUGGUCAACACAUGGCUUUAAACUACUAUCCGCCGUGUCCUCAACCCGAUCUAACUUUAGGGCUUCCCGGACAUAAAGAUCCAAACGUGAUCACUGUUCUUCUUCAAGACGAAGUCUCUGGUCUACAGGUCUUUAAAGAUGGUAAAUGGAUCGCUGUUCAUCCGGUUCCCAACACUUUCAUUGUCAACAUCGGCGACCAAAUGCAGGUUAUAAGCAAUGACAAAUACAAGAGUGUUCUACACAGAGCUGUUGUGAAUAGCGGCAAGGAGCGGAUAUCGAUACCGACAUUUUACUGUCCUUCUGAAGAUGCUGUGAUUGGUCCACCGCAAGAGCUGAUCAAUGAGGAAGAAGGUUCUCCUGCUGUUUACAAAAGCUUUACAUAUGCUGAGUAUUAUGAAAAGUUUUGGGACAAAGGACUUGCGACUGAGACCUCUCUUGACUUGUUCAAAGCUUCUACAACCUAA